This is a messenger RNA of Astrephomene gubernaculifera, 1845 nucleotides long. The record is from the annotation of a GenBank genome assembly. NCBI's taxonomy places the organism in Eukaryota, Viridiplantae, Chlorophyta, Chlorophyceae, Chlamydomonadales, Astrephomenaceae.
AGCGGCUCCGCCGCCGCCGCUGCCGCCGCCUCCGGCGGCGGUGGCUCCGCCUCAGCCAGCCGCUCCCGCUCCCUGGCCGGCCUCACCUGCCUGCGGGAUCUGCAGGUGAUGGAUUCCGCCAUACAUUUGGAUCUCGCCGCCAGCUGCGGUCCCUCCCUGGAGGAGCUAGCGGUCGUGGCGCAGCAGCUGCAACUGGAGCGAGACGCGGUGGGCCUUACGGGCUCCGCCGGCGGCACAGGCCACCAUUACCACCAUUUCGCGACCUUCAGAUCCGGAUUACGCGGGUUUGGCGGCGGCGGCGGUGGCGUCGGCGGCCGUCGUUCCGACGGCGCCGUCACUCGCCGUUCCGCGCUCGAUCGCACCCUCAGCAGCCUUCCUGGGCUGCGAAGACUGAGGUUGCAUGGGCUGGAUGCAUCCGCUGCGAGGCUGGGGUCCGCGCUCAUGGGGUUGCAGGAGCUCACAAGCCUCAGGCUGCUGGAUUGCCAGCUGCCCACCUUUUUUGCGGGGUCGGCGGGAGGAGGGGGCGCUAGGAGGGGCGGUGGAGGAGGGCGAGGCGGCAGGGGAGGGCAUGCGAGCUUCGCGAUGGACCUUAUGAUGAACCUGGGGUCCAAGUUGCGGGACCUCUCCCUGCAGGGCUGCUACGUCCGCGACAUGCCUGACGCGGUUCUGGCCUGCCUCACCAACCUGCGCUGGCUGGAUCUGUCGUACAACAUGCUGUCCUCGCUGCCACCCACACUGACCCUGCUGGUGCAGCUGGAGUACCUGGACCUCCAGCACAACAUCCUGGCCUCCCUGCCCGAGGGUGUAGCUGCGCUCAGCCGCCUGGCCGACCUGGACCUCUCGGAGAACCACCUGCACCGCCUGCCCGGGGACUUCAGCCAGCUCACAAGCCUGACCUUCCUGCACCUGGGCGGCCUGCACAGUCUGGACAUGGCCGCCUGCUGCCCCCUCAUCACACCGCUCACCAACCUGCACUCGCUGGGCCUGUACGACGUGGACCUCACAGACGACCCUCAUGUCGUACCUCCAAACGGCGGCGGCAACCCACUCCUGGCCAACCCGCUAGCGCAGUUGGCGGCCGCGUUCGGACCCGUGGGUCGGCUGCGGGAGCUGGUGCUGGACGGCUGCGGACUGGACAGCCUGCCGCCCAACUUCUCUGAUCUGACGUCGCUGAGCCACCUCUCCGUAACCGAGAACUUUGAUGCCACGACCGUCCCCGAGGGCGUCACCUCCCUCCGCGGCCUGGUCGUCCUCAAGCUGGGUUACCUAGACCUGUCCGUACCGCUGCCGGCCGGGCUGUUCGACCUGGGUCAGCUGCGGGAGCUGGACCUGGAGCAGAACUUCCUGCCCGGCCUGCAGCCAGACAUCAGCAAGCUCACAGCGCUGCAGGUCCUCAACCUGGUGGACUGCUUCGACCCGGAUGUGGAGGGCGAGGUGCUUCCCUGGCCCCAGCUAUACUCCCUCACCCGCCUGCGCAGGCUGGGCGUCAGCGGCCAGGAGGGCAGGCCGCAGCGCGUGAAGCCGGGCAUUGGCGCACUCACAGGACUGGAGGAUCUGGACAUGCGUCACGUGGAUCUGCCGGUUGCCGUACUGGAGGAGCUCUGCCACCACGCGCGCGACCUCACCUCCCUGGACAUCUCCUCAUGCGGCCUGCGAUCCCUGCCGCAAGCCAUCACUCGGCUGACAAGACUGGAAGCUUUCGAGUUGACGCGUAACAACCUGGCCCGGCUGCCCGCGGGUUUCGGAGCGUUUACUCGUCUGACGGACCUGGGGCUAAGCUACAAUACGCCGCUGUCGUCCCUACCACCCGACAUCACCCGGCUAACCCGCCUGCGCUGCCUCAGC